AGGCGCAUAACGGGGAUAACUUUGGAAACAGACGAGGAUAUAAAAACCUGUGUUGAAUCCGAAACCUUGGAUUUUAAAAACACAUUUAAAUGUGAAAAUCAUUCACGAAACAGUUUGGCUUCAUGGACGAUUCGCUUUAGCCUCGUCGCUCUCUUACUUCGUUUAACAUUACUGUCGCCAAGUAUGCAUAUGAGACAAUUUUUAAUACAGUCUGUGGCAAGCUCAAAAGAUCAACGACACGAGGUAAGGCUGUGGCAGCCCAAGUGACGUGCCAUGGGUUACGACACUUGCCGCUUCCAUGGGCACGUGGAUGAGGACCUGUUGUGCCCCAUCUGCAGCGGGGUGCUGGAGGAGCCCGUGCAGGCCAGCGACUGCGAGCACGCCUUCUGCAACGCCUGCAUCAGCCAAUGGAUCGCGCAGCAGAGCACCUGCCCCGUGGAUCGCUCCCAGGUCACGCUGGCGCACCUGCGGCCCGUGCCCCGCAUCAUGCGCAACAUGCUGUCCAAGCUGCAGCUGACCUGCGACAAUAGUGCCUUCGGCUGCACGGCCGUGCUGCGGCUCAGCCAGCUGCCCUCGCACCUCAGGGAGUGCCAGCACAACCCCAAGCGGCCCGUCAUGUGCGAGCGCGGCUGUGGGCUGGAAAUCCCCAAGGAUGAGUUGGCAGAACACAACUGCGUGGGACACUUGCGUUCGCUGGUGCAGCAUCAGCAGGGGAAGAUUGCAGAGCUGGAGAAAAUGGCCACCGAACACAAACACCAGCUGGCCGAACAGAAACGGGAUAUCCAGCUACUGAAGGCCUACAUGCGAGCCAUACGCACGACAAACCCCAGCCUACAGAACCUGGAGGAGACCAUAGAGUACAACGAGAUUGUGGAGUGGGUGGGCUCAUUGCAGCCGGCGCGCGUGACCCGCUGGGGGGGCAUGAUCUCCACGCCCGACGCCGUCCUGCAGGCCGUCAUCCGACGCUCGCUACUGGACAGCGGCUGCCCGCCCUCCAUCGUGUCAGACCUGAUCGAGAACGCGCACGAGCGCAACUGGCCCAGCGGCCUGGCCACGCUCGAGACGCGGCAGAUGAACCGCCGCUACUACGAACUGUACGUGGCCAAGCGCAUACCGGGCAAGCAGGCCGUGGUGGUGCUGGCCUGCGAGAACCAGCACAUGGCCGAAGACAUGAUCCUGGAGCCGGGACUGGUGAUGAUAUUCGCCCACGGGGUGGAGGACAUUUUAUAGUAGUCAGGGUGCGACACCGUUACACAAAUCAUCCUUUGGGUGCUGGAGAUGAAAUGUAGGGUUUAACCUGUGUCAGACAGAUUGAAGUGGAGAGACUUUAUUGCUGCCCUGAGCGCUGAAAAGGCGUGAUGGGGGUUAAGUAAGUAAGAAGUAACCUGUGUCAGGAGAAAGGGAGAUCUUGAAGGGACUGUCUGUCUGGCCAUAAUGUACUCAGCCGAUCAUGUACAGUAGUUGAGCUUUGUGUGGUGCUGUGAAGAAGUCUUGGUGUGGUGUAACGGCAUUUUGCAGCAUGCCCCAGGAUCUGCAUUGUCAGCAGCACCGCGAGAAAUUACUGACACAAAAAGGUUUUUUUGCCUCUCAUCAGGUUUGGACUGGGUGGCAGAAAGACUAAUGGUUUGCAAAGUGUGAGCUGUUGGUAGAGUGGACUGGUGUGAAAUGAAGAAUGAACUGAUGACUCACUAACACCCAGAAAAACGCAAAUGCACACGCACACAGUUACUCAGACCGUACUGCAUUUCUCUGUAAGGGUUUGCACCUUAUGCACCCUGACACACAACUGACAAUACACACAUCACAGUGCUGUAUAGAAAUCCAGAGUGUUGGAGCAUUUUGAAAGCUGCUGUCGCCAUGGUCACGGUGAUCUCAAAGAGCUUUUGUCGCCUCACGGGAAAUGCAGCUGCACUGCUAACUUUAGAAUACCUCACAUAUCUCUCUCACUACUUUCCUCUGUGGGCUGGCAAAAACGAACAAAAUGUGCAAUGUUUCUUGACUGGACAGUUUAUUCCAAUGGUCUGCAUUUUGUUAACAAUGGGUCAAGGGUAGACACAGCAUCUCCAAUGGGGUUCAGAGUUGGGGCAGCAGGGUGAAAAGGCACUGUUUUUGACCCAGGAUCUGGAGCUGUCUUUAAACAAAAGAGCUUCAUUGGGCCUACUGGUAAUCAUUUAUCAACGGUUUCAUUUUCAUAGCCUGUAAAAGGUUAAGGGUCUGUACCUGAGAAUGAAAGAAUUGUCAGAGAAAUGUCUACAUUUUACUGGCUUUGAAAAUGAAACGUUUCACGUAUGGAGCUGAUCUUCCUAAAGCUAUUCUCAAACUACACUACUGUCUGCUUGAUUCUGGGCUGCAAACCCCCCUUACGACAAUCGGUGGAAUGUUACCCCACAGGACCGUCGCAAGUGAUUGUCGGGCAAAAUUUCCUCAUUGUGUACGGCGUUCUCAGAUAGAACUUUGGCAGCUCAAAUAGUCGCCAAUCACAAAUUGUAGGAAUCAAACACUGUUUGAUAUUUGCGACUGAAAAUAGAACUUCGGGCAUUGUCUUGGGUGGUCACGAUCAGGGAUAAGAUUGACAGAUGCGAUUCUCUUCUUGUGUGCGGCGCAACCCGACUUAAAAAUCCAACACAAAAUCGUGAGUCGUGUAGUUUGAGCCUGGCUUUAGACCUCAGCUCCAAGGCAGUGUAUUCUGAGCCUCACUGUAGAUGAGCUCAACCUGAUACCUUUUUCCUGCCUCAGUGUUUUAAUAUCUCAUUAUUAUUAUUAUGACUAUUAUUAUGCUAUUUUAUUUUACUAAAUGUUUUCAUGUUUUAAAAAAGAAAACCUUCUGUGAAGUGCAGUAAGAUCUACGUGUUCAUUGUGAGAGCUAACUGAAUGAAACCCUUUAAGCAAUAUAUUGAUCUAUGAACUUGCAUACCACUCUACACACUUCAGCAGUGUAGAUCGUAUUAUAAGGAACAGUGAUAUUGUCAGGGCUGUUGUUCUAUUUUGUUAAUGGCUUGUUUGUUAAUGGAUUUGAGAUUUGUUUUUUUUUCCUUUUGUUGCUUCCGUUUAAGUGUCCUAAGAGUGUAAUGGUAAAUGUAUGUAUUAUGCAUGAUCAAUGAAUGUGGCUUUUAAAAUUGGCUCUCAGGAAGGAACGGGUCACAUUACGGAGAUGUUUCUUGUUCUGGUUGUUUACUUCUUUUCCUGUUUUGUUUGAGUGCUUUGACUGCAUUCUGUAUUAUUAUAAUUAUGUGUUAUUUUUCUGCUCUGUGACAGUGUUGCAAGUUGUAUGCAGAAUAUUUCAUGUCUGUGUACCUAUUGAAGAAGAGAGUUCAUGUUAACACUGAA
This is a messenger RNA of Engraulis encrasicolus (European anchovy), 3327 nucleotides long. Its product is annotated as E3 ubiquitin-protein ligase NRDP1-like. The transcript has 6 exons. The record is from RefSeq and is a predicted model, not a curated record. The coding region runs from base 274 to 1230 and encodes 318 amino acids. Lineage: Eukaryota; Metazoa; Chordata; Actinopteri; Clupeiformes; Engraulidae. Gene Ontology annotation, molecular function: ubiquitin protein ligase activity. Gene Ontology annotation, biological process: protein ubiquitination.